AUGGCCCCGGCGGGACGGCUGUGCUGUGCCGCGCUGCUCUGCGGUGCGCUCAGCCUCUGCAGCCUGCGGGCCGCGCCGCGCCAGCCCGACACCCUCUACCUGUGGAUCGACGGCCAGCAAGCGCGGGUGCUCAUCGGCUUCGAGGAGGACAUUCUGAUCGUGUCCGAGGGGAAGAUGGCCCCGUUCACCCACGACUUUAGGAAAGCCCAGCAGAGGAUGCCCGCCAUCCCCGUCGGCAUCCACGCCAUGAACUUCACUUGGCAGGCAACGGGACGGGCCGAAUACUACUAUGAAUUCCUGUCUUUGCACUCUUUGGAUAAAGGCAUAAUGGCUGAUCCAACUAUAAAUAUCCCCCUGCUUGGAACAGUUCCUCAUAAAGCAUCAGUUGUUCAGGUUGGAUUUCCUUGCCUUGGAAAACAAGAUGGGGUCGCUGCAUUUGAAGUGAAUGUGAUCAUAAUGAAUUCAGAAGGCAAUAUUAUUCUCCAGACCCCUCAGAAUGCCAUCUUCUUUAAAACCUGUCAGCAAGCGGAAUGUCCGGGAGGAUGCAGAAAUGGAGGAGUUUGCAACGAAAGACAUGUCUGUGAAUGUCCUGAUGGAUUUUAUGGGCCUCAUUGUGAGAAAGCCCUGUGUGUUCCUCGCUGCAUGAACGGCGGGCUCUGCAUCACACCCGGCCUCUGCAUCUGCCCCCCGGGGUUCUACGGCAUCAACUGCGACAAAGCAAACUGUACAACAACCUGUUUCAAUGGAGGGACAUGUUUCUAUCUGGGAAAAUGCAUUUGUCCUUCAGGCUAUGAAGGAGACCAGUGUGAAAUUAGUAAAUGCCAUCAACCCUGUCGAAAUGGAGGCAAAUGUACUGGUAAGAAUAAAUGCAAGUGCUCCAAAGGCUACCAGGGAGACCUGUGUUCAAAGCCUGUCUGCGAACCCAGCUGUGGCCUGUAUGGCACCUGUGUGGAGCCCAACAAAUGCCACUGCAAAGAAGGCUGGCAUGGCAGACACUGCAAUAAAAGGUAUGGAGCCAGCAGUGUGAGCGCCCUGAGGCCAGCAGGCAGCAAGCACAGGCAGCACACGCCUUCACUGAAAAGGGCCGAGGAGACACAUGUUCCACCCGAAUCCAAUUAUAUCUGGUGA
Cinclus cinclus is the source of this 1128-nucleotide messenger RNA. RefSeq names its product WNT inhibitory factor 1 (gene WIF1). The transcript is spliced from 10 exons. Gene Ontology annotation, cellular component: cell surface; extracellular region. Gene Ontology annotation, molecular function: signaling receptor binding. The record is from RefSeq and is a predicted model, not a curated record. Gene Ontology annotation, biological process: anatomical structure development. Lineage: Eukaryota; Metazoa; Chordata; Aves; Passeriformes; Cinclidae. The coding region runs from base 1 to 1128 and encodes 375 amino acids.